Messenger RNA from Pleurotus ostreatus (oyster mushroom), 759 nucleotides. RefSeq lists its product as uncharacterized. Bases 1 to 759 code for a protein of 252 amino acids. The record is from RefSeq and is a predicted model, not a curated record. NCBI's taxonomy places the organism in Eukaryota, Fungi, Basidiomycota, Agaricomycetes, Agaricales, Pleurotaceae. The transcript has a single exon.
AUGUUUCGCACUAUAAAAGGAAUUAAACUCCGCGACCCCCAGAGUUCCCACGUAUAUGUCAGGGUACAUAUACCAGCCUUCGAUGUUCUCAGUAAAACCCCAACUUCCUUCCUCUCUGCCCUCACCAACCGGCUCUUCACGCUCGUCGUUAUGUCCAGCAUCCUCCGCUCUGUUCCUAUGCGCGCGCUCACCGCAUCACGAUCAAUACGCACAUUACCAGCGGCCGCCCGCGCGUUCCACUCCCCCUUUGCCGUACUCGACACAUCACCUCUGACAUCAUCUCCCCCACCUGCCUCUUUCUACCAGAAGGAGGGCGACGAAGCCGUGUACGACGCAUUCAGCAACUCAAAAACAUAUGUUGUAUGCCAACCUGAUCCUUCGAAUACAUUCCAUGAAGUCCCCUCUGGCGCCUACCCCACUUCUGCACCCUACGUGAACUGGGAUGCCACCGAGGCUCCCGACGCCUCACAAUCGACUUCGUACAGCUCGACCAGUUCUACGCAAUAUGCACACCCUAUAACGCGAUCGGCGCUCCGCAAUCCUUCUGGCGUGGGGGAGAGUGCGGCUGUAAGGAAUGCGUCAGCACCUGGCAGCAUGGGAAUGCGGGGAGGAGGUUUCGGUGGGCUGGCGUUGAUGGACAAGGCUGGAACGCAGCCUGGGGACGGCGAGCUGGCUUCUAGGAAUCCGCAACCCGAUGGGAAAGUUGCCGAGAAGUUCUCCAAAUUGGGCGUAGAAGGUGCUUGGAAGGAGAGGAAGUAA